Messenger RNA from Trematosphaeria pertusa, 1699 nucleotides. RefSeq names its product NAD dependent epimerase/dehydratase family protein-like protein. The coding region runs from base 294 to 1586 and encodes 430 amino acids. The record is from RefSeq and is a predicted model, not a curated record. Lineage: Eukaryota; Fungi; Ascomycota; Dothideomycetes; Pleosporales; Trematosphaeriaceae. The transcript is spliced from 4 exons.
CAACACCACACUAACCGUUCCCAGAUGCCCUCCACCACCGCAUCGGCAAGCAUCUCCUCAAGUAGUCUCCUGCAUUUUACGAGUUCGGCGCGCCCCUGCACCUGGGCAUGUUCUUCCCCGCUUUACGUCACGACCCCAUCCGAGGCGAGGUGGGGAAACCAGGGGAUAGAUAUAAAACAUCAACACAUUCGAGUCAACCAGAUCCCAGCCUCCAUCUUUCCACUUUAAAACCCAGAACUUGACUGACCCGAACGGAUACUACCUCCUCCCCCAACCAAGCAAGCACAUCCAAAAUGACCACCCCCACCCACCAACAAACCGUCGAAUCGCGGGGCAUCUACCACGGCCUCCCCGUCUUCCCGCCCUCGCUCAAAAACCUCACCGCCAUCAUAACCGGCGCAAACGGCAUCUCGGGCAACUACAUGCUGCGCGUGCUGGCGCAGUCGCCAUCCCGCUGGAGCAAAAUAUACUGCCUCUCGCGGCGCGCGCCGGCGAUCCCGGACGGCCUGCCCGCGAACGCAGAGCACAUAGAGUGCGAUUUCCUGACGGGGAGGGAGGAGAUUGCACGGGUGCUGAGGGAGAAGGGCGUGGAGGGGGUGGAUUAUGUGUUCUUUUUUAGCUAUGUGCAGGUUAAGCCCAAGGAGGGGGCGGGGCUGUGGAGUGAUGCCGAGGAGAUGUGUAAGGUGAAUCUCGCACUCCUACAAAACUUCUGCGAAGCCCUUCCCCUAGCGAACGUCAAGCCCAAACGCAUAAUGCUACAAACAGGCGCCAAAAACUACGGCAUCCACCUCGGCCCCGCCCCCACCCCCAGCGAAGAAUCCCAGCCGCGCAUCACGCUAGAACCAAACUUCUACUACCAGCAAGAAGACUUCCUCUCCUCCUUCUGCACAGCGCACGCCACAUCCUACACUGUAGCAAUGCCCUCCUACAUCAUGGGCGCAGUGCCGGACGCCGCCAUGAACCUCGUCUUCCCACUCGGCGUCUACGCCAGCGUCAAAAAGCACCUAAACGAAGAACUCGAGUUCCCCUCCGACCUACAGAGCUGGGAGGCGACGCACGUAGGCUCGUCGGCGCGGCUGAACGCGUAUCUGGAGGAGUGGGCGGUGCUGACGGAGGGGGCGCGGAACGAGCGGUUCAACGCCGCGGACAGCAGUCCGUUUACGUGGGGCAAUUUCUGGGGCAAGUUUGCGGGCUGGUAUGGGUUGAAGGCCGGGAGGCCGAGUUUGGAGGAGGGGGUUUAUGCGGAGGUGGUUACGCCGUAUGAUCCACCGCCCAGGGGGUUUGGACCGCCUGCGACGUACCGCAUCAGAUUUACGCUCACGGACUGGGCUAAGCAGCCCAAGGUGCAGAAAGCGUGGGAGGAAUUGAUCGCUAAGCACGGAUUGAAUGUUAGCAAGCUGCAAGACAUGGACGUUGACCGCAUUUUUGGGUUUACAGAUGCAAGUCUUUGCGGAGGAACCUUGGACCUCAGUAUGAACAAGGCACGCAAGAUGGGAUGGCACGGCUUUGUGGACACGAAUGAGUGCAUAAAAGAGGUACUGGGAGAGUUCGCCGAUUUGAAGAUGUUGCCCCCUGUUGGGAGAUAACCUGAGCAAGGCCAAUUAUAUCGUUAGCUACCCGUAAGAACGGAUAUCAAGUGACGGCUCCAAUCAUGCCCUCGGUUCGCAGAUAUAUAUACAAUGUCUGUGAGAGCGUCCUU